CGGGGUUGAUAUUGGGGUGUCAAAAACUAAAAUAUAUAUGUAUAUGAUCUCGGGAACAUAGCCUAUCGAAUUCUCCAUCCGAACAUCCGAAAUCACCGAAAAAUCGUUAAGAUAUGACCGACGAUCUGUCAACUACCGUCCAAUUGAGCGUUCGGCUCAAUGAUUGCAACAAAAAAUCUACCUUGAUGAGCUUCUUCGAGGACAUUGGGCGCAACAACGCACAGUUGAGCCACCUCCGAACGGCACUCGCACAACUUCCACAUAGUAUCCCCCUCGGAAACUCCAAAUAUAAUUUUGAGCACUAUGCUCCAGAUCCGGAGAGGGUCGAACUCUAUGGCAGUACCGAAGCCGCACUGAAUAAUGUGCUCGAGGUCACAUUUGCACCCAGAGGCCAGAAGGAUGAGUCGGCACCGUGUCUGUUCGAGUUUCAAGAGCGUGGGCCAGGUCUUGUUGCAGUCGUUGAUGUCCUAACGGCUGCGGACUCUAAUUCAGACUCGGAGGACAAUUGGUUGGAGGAGAGCGAGGACCCAGAGAUUGAGCGUGAUCCAAUGUACAGGUCUUGUGAUACGAGAGUACUUGUGGGUAGCGAGGAUGCUCAUCUUGAUGCUCCUCGAUUGUUGGACUUACUAUCAGAGAAGACGGUGGAAGGGGCAAGCAGGACACCUCAACUACAGGAUAGCACAGUUCCAACGCCUCCGGGAGGGCCUGUACAGUGGGCAUUUGCAUUACCAUAGUGAAAAAAUGUCAAAAUGACCUGAAAAAACGCAUUUUUUGAGUCUGUCAAAAACUGGUCAAAAACUAGUUUUCAACUCGUGUCAAAAACCCCUCGAGGGUGGGGGUGAGUUAAAAACUCCGUGGGUAGUUUUUCACGGAGCCCUA
Molecule: messenger RNA, 879 nt
Organism: Suillus discolor
Lineage: Eukaryota; Fungi; Basidiomycota; Agaricomycetes; Boletales; Suillaceae
Exons: 1
Source: RefSeq, a predicted model, not a curated record